This is a messenger RNA of Symbiodinium sp. CCMP2592, 861 nucleotides long. The record is from the annotation of a GenBank genome assembly. Lineage: Eukaryota; Dinophyceae; Suessiales; Symbiodiniaceae.
AUGCGUAGACCACUUGGCACCAAUGUCAGCAUCAGCCCAGUUGUUUGGCCAGGCAUCCACUCUUACCUGGACGACAAGCUUCGCUUCACAGGUUGCCCCCCGGGCACGGGCAUUUCACCUGGCUCAACGCUGCUUUCAGCUCGGCAUAAGCCUCUUAAAAGCAAAGAAGACCUGGCUCUAGUCCCCGUAAGCACCAAGCGCAUGUGGCUCCGAGUUACGGACCCCACUUCCUCCAAGCGGCGCUUAUGUGAAUCCAGCAGAGAAACCCUUGCCUUCUUUGCCCACUUGAGCUCCAGGGACUGGCGGCCCAGGCCACUUCGACCACCACCUACCAGUUCGGUGGAAUCGGCCGCAGAUGCUUUCGGCAAGGGCAACGACUGUGGCGUGGGAGGUUGGCUACUCCUCCCCAGCGGACGCCUGCUUUGGUUUGCUCACCGCUACACAGUCAAAGACUUCCUGGACUUAGGCCUACCCAUGCAAGCAGAUGCCAACCUAGACAUCUCCAGCUACGAGACAUUGGCACAGUGCUUUGUGCUUUUGGCUUUUUGGAAAGCCCAUAGUUCCGGUCGCUUGGCUUUGACAGUGCUUUCAAUGUGGAGCUCGAUUACCGGUGUCACUUUGGACUGCAGCCAUAUAGCUGGCGAGAAGAACGACGACGCAGACCUGCUUUCUCGGUGGGAUGGCUCCGCGGAACUCCCUGCCAAGUUUCUGGCCUCGAACCGCAUCGAGCUCUCACUUUCUGAGUUCUGGCAGAUCCGCUUUCAAGUGACGCUUUUUCCCGCUGACACAUUUUUGAAAUGGCAGCUUCCGUCAGCUGACAGCUUGGGCCCGACAAACCGCGGUUCAAGGAAGCGCAAGUAG